UAUCGGUGUGCGCUGUAUGAGCUCGUCCUCGUAGACGGGACGAACCGAUCUUUUUUACAUCCGUUAUUUAUCACGGUGGUGCGCGUUCAAGGAUGCAAGGACGUCGAUAGAACAGACCUGUUACUUUGUUACAAGGACGUCGAUUUUCUUCCAGAAUGAAGAAGAAAAACAGCAUGAGCGAGGAGCUAAACGGUAAGAGCCUCGAGGGCGGCUAUGUGAACCAUGCGCUCAGCGAGUCCGGAUUAGAUCUCACACACCCAGAGUCUCGUCACGGUACCCCCAGCGUCUACAACAGAGGACAGCGUGACGUCCUUGGCUCCUCUGACUUUGUCUUGGUAGAGGAUCCGGAUACGGGGGACGAGGACAGAAAGCAGAAGGGGGACGUAUUGAGCUCGUAUGGCACUCAGGUCGCAAGGCGACUCAGGAACGUCUGCACCAGAAAAACCCUCUACAAGAGAUUGCCGAUCCUCAACUGGUUGCCGCGAUAUAAUUGCCAGGACGCCCUCGGAGAUCUCGUAGCCGGCGUCACUGUUGGCCUCACCGUCAUACCUCAGUCACUCGCCUAUUCGAAUGUCGCAGGUUUGCAGCCCCAGUAUGGGCUUUACGGGAGUUUCCUCGGAUGCUUCUUCUACAUAUUUUUCGGCUCGUGCAAGGACGUGCCGUUUGGACCCACUGCCAUUAUAUCUCUACUAACUUAUCAAACGGUAGGACAUCUGCAGGAUCCAGAGAAGCACGCAAUCCUCCUCUGCUUUCUGUCUGGUGUCAUUGAAUUAUUCAUGGGAAUUUUCGGACUCGGUUUCCUUAUCGACUUCGUAUCCGGCCCAGUGAGCUCCGGAUUUACGUCCGCGGUAGCCCUAAUUAUCGUUACAUCCCAAAUUAAGGAUAUCCUGGGGAUUCCGGCCAAAGGCUCGACUUUCCUGCAAAUGUGGCGGAGUAUCGGUGAGCACGUGCACAAUGCCUCGAUGUACGACGCAGCUCUCGGUGUAUCUUGUAUAGGUCUUCUUUUAUUACUUCGAGCGUUGGCUGCAACGGCCAUAGGGACGGAAGAGCAACAGCGACACAGUACAAAGCACAAAAUAUUGAAUAAAUUAUUUUGGCUUAGUGGCACCUCGAGAAACGCUUUACUUGUUAUUAUUUGCGGCAUUAUAGCCUACAAUUUUCCUAGCGGCCAGUCUCCCUUUCAUCUCAUAGGUCAUAUUCCAAGUGGAAUGCCGACGUUUCAACUCCCUCCGUUCGGAUAUACCAGUGAUAACAAUAAUACGCUGUCAUUCAUCCAAAUGUGCUCUAAUUUAGGAAGUGGCAUUAUGGUGUUGCCGCUCAUCUCGCUAAUGGAGGAUAUUGCUAUCUGCAAAGCCUUUUCGAAUGGAAAAUCCGUGGACGCGACCCAAGAAUUGAUCGCUAUUGGGAUCUCGAAUAUUGGAAAUUCGUUCGUUCAAGCUUUCCCAGGCAGCGGAGCUCUUAGCAGAAGUGCGGUGAGCAAUGCCUCUGGAGUACGAACACCAAUGGGUGGCAUUUAUACCGGCUUUCUAGUGCUACUGGCUCUAUUCUUCUUGACUCCGUAUUUCUUUUUUAUUCCGAAAGCAACGUUGGCUGCCAUCAUUAUUGCCGCUGUCAUUUUUAUGGUCGAGGUAAAGGUUGUUAAGCCAAUGUGGAGAACGAAAAAGUCAGACCUCAUACCAGGAGUAGGGACUUUCAUUGCUUGUUUGGUAUUACAAUUAGAAGUUGGAAUUGCCUGCGGCGUUGGUCUUAAUGUCAUGUUCAUAUUGUAUCACGCGGCCAGGCCCAAAAUUUCCGUCGAAAAAUUAAAGAGCCGUCGUGGCGUGAAUUAUCUGAUGUUGACGCCGGAUCGCUGCCUCAUUUUCCCUUCGGUAGACUACGUGCGCAACCUUGUGACAAAGUAUAGUCGUCGCCUGGGUAGCGAGUCAACACCCGUCGUCAUUGACUGCACACAUAUCUACGGCGCGGACUUUACCGCUGCCAAGGUAAUCGAGUCCUUGACGAAGGACUUUGCAGCUCGAGGUCAGCCGCUCUUCUUUUACAACCUCAAGCCCUCGGUGUUUGCAGUCUUCGAAGGAGUGGCACCUAAGGACUUCGUUGUUUAUUACACGGAAGAGGUUCUCGACGAUCUGCUUAAGGAGAGGGCGAGCCUCACUAAACAGACCCUACAGAACGUGAUCGUACCCUAGCUUAGGUUCCGCGGGUUUCCAUUCCGAAGCCCA
This is a messenger RNA of Ceratosolen solmsi marchali, 2219 nucleotides long. It is a transcript of the gene Esp, whose product is annotated as Epidermal stripes and patches. The transcript has 11 exons. Lineage: Eukaryota; Metazoa; Arthropoda; Insecta; Hymenoptera; Agaonidae. Gene Ontology annotation, biological process: transmembrane transport. The record is from RefSeq and is a predicted model, not a curated record. Gene Ontology annotation, cellular component: membrane. Bases 156 to 2186 code for a protein of 676 amino acids.